Molecule: messenger RNA, 2181 nt
Organism: Hippopotamus amphibius kiboko
Lineage: Eukaryota; Metazoa; Chordata; Mammalia; Artiodactyla; Hippopotamidae
Gene: SLC1A3
Product: solute carrier family 1 member 3
Exons: 10
Coding region: 219-1847 (542 amino acids)
Biological process (GO): L-glutamate import across plasma membrane; D-aspartate import across plasma membrane; L-aspartate import across plasma membrane
Cellular component (GO): plasma membrane
Molecular function (GO): glutamate:sodium symporter activity; neutral L-amino acid transmembrane transporter activity; L-glutamate transmembrane transporter activity
Source: RefSeq, a predicted model, not a curated record
AUAGUAAUUUGCAGUUUCAGAGCACAUGCACGCCUGGCUCGCUGCGUUUUGUUGCUCCGCUGUACCUGCUGGGAAUUCACCUUGUCAUUGCCUGGGGUAUCUUCCACCCGUUACAAAAUCUGAGAGGUUGUGUUCUUUAACGCCAAAGAGGACUGGCUUUCUGGGGCUGAUUCCGUGACCUUGAAGUUCAAGGAAGAGACACUCUAGAGAAGUAAAAUAUGACUAAAAGCAAUGGAGAAGAAGCCAGGAUGGGAGGCAGGAUGGAGAGAUUCCAGCAAGGGGUCCGUAAACGCACACUCUUGGCCAAGAAGAAAGUGCAGAAUAUCACAAAGGAGGAUGUUAAAAGUUACCUAUUUCGGAAUGCUUUUGUGCUGCUAACUGUCACCGCAGUCAUUGUGGGUACAAUCCUUGGAUUUACCCUCCGACCGUACAAAAUGAGCUACCGGGAAGUCAAGUACUUCUCCUUUCCUGGGGAACUUCUGAUGAGGAUGUUACAGAUGCUGGUGUUACCACUCAUCAUCUCCAGUCUUGUCACAGGAAUGGCGGCCCUAGAUAGUAAGGCGUCAGGGAAGAUGGGGAUGCGCGCUGUAGUCUAUUACAUGACCACGACCGUCGUUGCCGUGGUGAUCGGCAUAAUCAUUGUCAUCAUCAUCCAUCCUGGGAAGGGCACAAAGGAAAACAUGCACAGAGAAGGCAAAAUUGUACAAGUGACAGCUGCAGACGCCUUCCUGGACUUGAUCAGGAAUAUGUUCCCUCCAAAUCUGGUGGAAGCUUGCUUUAAACAGUUUAAAACCAACUAUGAGAAGAGAAGCUUUAAAGUGCCCAUCCAGGCCAAUGAAACACUUGUGGGUGCCGUGAUAAACAAUGUGUCAGAGGCCAUGGAGACUCUGACAAGGAUCACAGAGGAACUGGUCCCAGUCCCAGGGUCUGUGAAUGGGGUCAAUGCCCUGGGACUAGUUGUCUUCUCCAUGUGCUUCGGAUUUGUGAUUGGAAACAUGAAGGAGCAGGGCCAGGCCCUGAGAGAGUUCUUUGAUUCUCUUAACGAAGCCAUCAUGAGAUUGGUAGCAGUGAUAAUGUGGUACGCCCCUCUGGGCAUCCUCUUCCUGAUUGCAGGGAAAAUUGUUGAGAUGGAAGACAUGGGAGUGAUUGGGGGGCAGCUUGCCAUGUACACGGUGACAGUCAUCGUGGGCUUACUCAUCCACGCGGUCAUUGUCCUGCCCCUCCUCUACUUCUUGGUAACACGGAAAAACCCCUGGGUUUUCAUCGGAGGGCUGCUGCAAGCGCUCAUCACGGCUCUAGGAACCUCCUCCAGCUCCGCCACGCUACCCAUUACCUUCAAGUGCCUGGAAGAGAACAACGGCGUGGACAAACGUGUCACCAGAUUCGUGCUCCCGGUAGGGGCCACCAUUAACAUGGAUGGGACCGCCCUCUAUGAGGCUCUGGCUGCCAUUUUCAUUGCUCAAGUUAACAACUUCGACCUGAACUUUGGACAGAUUAUUACAAUCAGCAUCACAGCCACGGCUGCCAGUAUCGGGGCAGCUGGGAUUCCUCAGGCGGGCCUGGUCACCAUGGUCAUCGUGCUGACAUCUGUGGGCCUGCCCACCGACGACAUCACACUCAUCAUCGCAGUGGACUGGUUCCUAGACCGUCUUCGUACCACCACCAACGUGCUUGGAGACUCCCUGGGAGCUGGCAUUGUUGAACAUUUGUCACGACACGAACUGAAAAACCGGGAUGUUGAAAUGGGUAACUCAGUGAUCGAAGAGAAUGAAAUGAAGAAACCAUACCAGUUGAUUGCCCAGGAAAGCGAAAUUGAGAAAUCCAUCGAUAGUGAGACCAAGAUGUAGACUAACAAAGAAAUGCUUCCUUGAGCACCAGGUGUUUGAAAACCAUUAUACAAUGUUUCCAUCUCCUUACAACUCAUUCUCUCCAAUAAGCCCCUUACCUUCCUUUCCUCCCAGCCCUGUUAGGAUUGGGAAAUAUUCAUCCAAAAACAAGGGAGGAUUUUGCAGUGGCCAAAAUGUAUAGUUUUCAUCCCACGUUUGGAAUUUCUAAGUCAUUUCAUGUUAGUCUUAUCUAAUAAGGUACUGAGAUCAAAACUAGUCUUGAUCAGAUCUUACAAGUUUAUGUGGCACGCAAUCCUGUAAAUGUGAUAGUUCUUAUAAAUUAAAGAGUCAAAAC